This is a messenger RNA of Saccostrea echinata, 1393 nucleotides long. Its product is annotated as substance-P receptor-like. The transcript is spliced from 2 exons. Gene Ontology annotation, cellular component: membrane. Lineage: Eukaryota; Metazoa; Mollusca; Bivalvia; Ostreida; Ostreidae. Bases 158 to 1207 code for a protein of 349 amino acids. The record is from RefSeq and is a predicted model, not a curated record. Gene Ontology annotation, biological process: neuropeptide signaling pathway. Gene Ontology annotation, molecular function: neuropeptide receptor activity.
UUUCGCUUUUCCUCAACUGUUCAAAUAUUUGAAGACGAAAUGGGCUUGUUUCCUUCGAUUAUAUUGUGAUUUUGUGAAUCACGUCUCAACGCAGUCUCUUUAACCAAGACCAAAAGUGAAACUCGGUAUUUUUCGGAAAAUUUAAGUUAUUUUAAGAAUGAAUUCCACUGAAAUCACGACGGAAAUCCAAAAUAAAACGUGUCAUGCCUGGUUGAAAGAGGCUUUAGGUGGAUCUUUCAUAAAUGUGACACUUGAAGAAGUGAAUGACCAGCUGGUAAGGAGAAACCUCGGGGGGAUCAGUCUUCUCUGCAUAUUGAGUGUGAUCGGACUCAUUGGAAACGCACACGUGUUGUGGGUAUACACCCGCCAGUUCUCUAAAUCUAACUACCGUGUUUAUGUCAUAUGGCUGGCCAUGCUAGACAUUUUCAACUGCAUUGUUGUGGCACCAAUGGUUGUUUCCUACUUAUUUUUUCCAGUGACUUUCCCUUCUGAAAUUUAUUGUAAGAUAUUUCGUUUCUUUAACUAUUUUGCAGCAAUAGCCUCCACGUCUUCUCUUAUCUCUAUAGCCAUUGACAGACACAAGGCGAUCUGUAGCCCUCUGAAGCAUCAAUUGACUAACACACAAGCAAAACUUCUGUGUUUCAUGAAUGUAGUGGUAGCUUUCCUCUUUUCUUGGCCAGCUCCUUUUCUGUAUGGAAUGAGAGACAUUGAAACAGGUGUUCCAGGGCUACAUGGCUAUCGCUGUUUCACAGAACUGAGAUAUGAGGAAAAGAAAUAUCAGAUCUAUUACAACGCGCUACUGGGCCUCUACUUUGUUGCGGUGUCCACAAUAAUGGUCUUUGUCUACAUCAAAAUUGGCCGUAACAUCCAUAACCAUUUUGCAUUUCAAGAUACCAUUCGGCGCCAGUCUACUAUGCGUACUGAUGAAAAGUUAAACAAAAACCCGACAAUGACCAAUGCUCGUCGGUCUACGAUUACCCUUUGUUUGGUCACCAUUGCUUAUAUCCUUAGUGCUUUGCCCCACCAUCUUCUCGCGGUGAUGAUUUUCGUUGUUAAAGGUUUCGACUGCAGUCUCUCGCUUGUCGAGUCUCAAGUAUACUACACGUUUAUCUGGUCCUACUUUGUCAACUCGAUGGUUAAUCCUUUUAUUUAUGGAAUCCGAGACCAAAAGUUCCGCUCUGCUGUGAAGCAUAUUUACAGGAGGUAAUCAAGGGAUUUUAAACCCUUAUAAAUAAAAAAUUGAUUUCACCAUCCUUAAUUUGAAUCAGACAUCAAAAUUAAUGAAAUGUUUAAAUUUGUAAAUAUUACUUAUAAAUUUGUUGCCAAGCAACAUUAUAUAUCAUGCAUCAUCAAAUUAACGAUACGUUGAAUUAAUUUCAUUAUAAUUUAGUGC